Molecule: messenger RNA, 2383 nt
Organism: Salarias fasciatus (jewelled blenny)
Lineage: Eukaryota; Metazoa; Chordata; Actinopteri; Blenniiformes; Blenniidae
Gene: fars2
Product: phenylalanyl-tRNA synthetase 2, mitochondrial
Exons: 10
Coding region: 73-1410 (445 amino acids)
Biological process (GO): phenylalanyl-tRNA aminoacylation
Cellular component (GO): mitochondrion; cytoplasm
Molecular function (GO): tRNA binding; phenylalanine-tRNA ligase activity; ATP binding
Source: RefSeq, a predicted model, not a curated record
CUGGCCUCUGUGCUGACCCGCUCGGUCCAGUUUAAUACGACACCAGCUGCAGAGCUCCAUGGACUCAUCGUCAUGAUACUGACCCGCUCACUCCUCCCCCGCCUCCGACCCCGACCCCUUGACCUCCUGCCGCCCUGCCGGCGCUGCCUGUGCGCCGAUGGCCACGCCCCUCGGCCGGUGGUCGGUCCGGACUCGGUGGAGGUGUUGGGUCGCUCAUACCCACGGGACGACCUGACCAACGUGACGGCGAGGAUCCUGUCCAGAGUGGGCCGAAACCUGCACAACCAGCCCCACCAUCCGCUGUGGCUCAUCAAGGAGCGGAUCAAAGCUCACUUCUACAGUGCGUACAUCGGGCGCUGGGGUAACCCGCUCUUCUCCGUGCACGACAACCUGAGCCCGGUGGUGACGGUGCAGCAGAACUUCGACAGUUUGCUGAUCCCGCCGGACCAUCCCAGCCGGAAACAAGGAGACAACUAUUACCUGAACAGGACGACGAUGCUGCGCGCUCACACGUCGGCCCACCAGUCGGAGCUGGUCCGAUCCGGUCUGGACGCCUUCUUGUUGGCCGGGGACGUUUACAGGAGGGACGAGAUCGAUGCCAGUCACUACCCCGUUUUCCACCAGAUGGAGGGCGUCCGACUGUUCUCCAACCACGAGCUGUUCUCCUCGGUCCGCCGCGGCGAGGAGCUGUCCCUGUUCGAGAGCGGAGGCCGCCGGACUCCGGAGAAGCAGGAGACCCACAGCCUGGAGGCGGUGAAGCUGGUGGAGUUCAACCUGAAGCAGACGCUGAGCAGGCUGGUGGCUCAGCUCUUCGGAGAAGACCUGGAGGUGCGCUGGGUCGACUGCUACUUCCCCUUCACUCACCCCUCCUUUGAGAUGGAGGUGCGUUUCCAGGGGGACUGGAUGGAGGUGCUGGGCUGCGGAGUGAUGGAGCAGGAGCUGCUCAACUCUGCGGGAGCCGAGAACAAGCUGGGCUGGGCCUUCGGCCUGGGCCUGGAGCGACUGGCCAUGGUGCUGUACGACAUCCCCGACAUCCGGCUGUUCUGGAGCCAGGACGAACGUUUCCUCAAGCAGUUCCGAGUGUCUGACAUCCACCAGAACAUCUGCUUCCAGCCGCUCAGUAAAUAUCCUCCGCUCCUCAACGACAUCUCCUUCUGGCUGCCGGACGGCGCCGACGGCUUCACGGAGAACGACUUCUACGAGCUGGUGCGCUCCGUCGGGGGCGACCUGGUGGAGAAGGUCACGCUGGUGGACGACUUCACACAUCCCAAGACCGGGAGGCGGAGUCAGUGCUACCGCAUCGUGUACCGCCACAUGGAGCGAACUCUGACCCAGCAGGAGGUCCGGCUCGUCCACGAACAGAUCGAACGCAGCGCCGAGAGUGAGCUGGGCGUGCAGGGCCGAUACUGAGACACACACACACACACACACACACACACACACACACACACACGCUCUUACAGUGUGUAUUUAUAUCAGCGUACCUCACACACGUACUGUGGGAGUUGUUACGCAGCUUCAUCACGUCCUGGUAGCUGUGAUGUUUCGCCGCGGGGGAAACGUGUUGACUUUUAUACAGACGUCAUGCCCGGCUUUGAAGCUGCAGCCACACACACAGACACACACACAGACACACACACACACACACACACACACACGAGUUACUCUCUUCUCUUCAGGCCGACACAUCAGAAUUUGACGCUUGUCGCUUCCAGUUUCCACACACGCCGCCGGUGCGUCCCUCCUCCGCCGGGCGGCGGUCACGCUCGGCUUCGGCUCGGCUGCAGAUGUUCCGCCGUCGUCCAAAAAGUCUCUGUUUCUGCAGAUAAACUCGGCUCCUGGAACUCUCUCAAACUUUCUGAAAGUCCUCAAAAACCUAAGUCAACGCGUGGUUUUUUCAUGUCAGUUUUGUAGCUGGUCGUCCAUCAGGAUUCCUGAGCGUGAUCUGAGGAGUCGGUCAACAUGUCGUCUCCUGAAUGUCAACUUUCCAAUACUCCGGAACUUAAAUCUAAAAGAGAAAAACGGGAAAUAAAGUUUAUAACUUCAAUUUGAGAAUUUGGAAAGUUUGAAAAUCCGCCGAACUCCUCCUCGGUUUUCUGCUGAGCUGAAAACACGUCGCUGAGAAGAGGAGCCUCUUCUCAAACGUCACCAACAGAACACCCAAGCUUUUCCAUCAUUUCUCACACAGUAUUCUUAAACGAAAGGAUCUGAAACGCUGUAAAAGUUCCUGCAGCUGAGGAGGAUUUCUGCUGCAGAUGAAUUUCCAGCUGAACUCACUGAAGGAGAAGAGAAGAAACGCUGAGAGGACUCAUGUUUAUAGUGAAGAAAAAGCUGUUUUGAGUGUUUUCUGUUUUUUCCUAUCUUUAGAUAAAAUAAAGAACUG